AUGGAACCUCUCACGUUCAAAGGUCGGGGUUGGUUCCGUCACAUGAUGCGAAUUUACGCUUCUUACGAGGAUGAGCAUCUUCGGGCUUAUUGGGAUUCCACCCACGCCUUUCCGAGCCGGCGCCCGGUAGAAGUCGUUCCUUCCACAGGUGUUGCUCUGCUUUCUCCGGGGUACUGCGGCCUCGACUUGUUGCUGGAUCCCUUCUUCCUGCAUUUCCCUCGACCUGGCGAGGCAGGUGCCUGGUAUCCUGGGGUCGAGGACGGAGUUGGUCCUGCAGAUCUACUGGAGGCGUAG
Molecule: messenger RNA, 294 nt
Organism: Phytophthora nicotianae INRA-310
Lineage: Eukaryota; Oomycota; Peronosporomycetes; Peronosporales; Peronosporaceae
Exons: 2
Coding region: 1-294 (97 amino acids)
Source: RefSeq, a predicted model, not a curated record